Molecule: messenger RNA, 441 nt
Organism: Gracilinanus agilis (Agile Gracile Mouse Opossum)
Lineage: Eukaryota; Metazoa; Chordata; Mammalia; Didelphimorphia; Didelphidae
Gene: IL13
Product: interleukin 13
Exons: 5
Coding region: 1-441 (146 amino acids)
Biological process (GO): immune response
Cellular component (GO): extracellular region
Molecular function (GO): cytokine receptor binding
Source: RefSeq, a predicted model, not a curated record
AUGGGAUUGGCUUUAUGGAUGAAGGGGAUCAUUCUUUUGGUGUGCCUAGAAGGCAUCUCUUCCAGCUCUGUGGUGAAUGUGACCAUGAAAGAAAUCAUGGAACAGCUUGGAAGUCUAAAGAACAAAACCAGACCGCUAACCUGCAAAUCAAGUAUGGUGUGGCAAGUCAACUUUAACAAGGCAAAGAUGCUCUAUAAUUCAAGUAUGACGAGGCAAGCCAACUUAAAAAAGAUUUGUGCAGCACUGGAAGUCCUGAAUAACAUCACCAACUGCCAGGAAAUUGAACCACUUAAGAGAAACAUGAGGUUUUUCCUAUACAACAACAACACUAGAAAUGAAACCUGCCUUGAGACUCAAGACACCAAGAUCCAGCUGAGCAGGUUCCUUGGUGACCUACAUACUUUUCUGCUUCGGCUUAAUAGAGACUGGUUAACCAAGUAG